AUGGCGACCUACUGUAUUCCAAAGGGAAGUUGUAAUAGCAGGGCAGUCGGCUGGAUUGACGGUAACCAUCCUUCUGAGGCUUACCAGUUGGUGUCGGCAACUGUAUGUUUUCACCGGAAUUCAAACUGCUGUGCAUGGUCACGUCCAGUUCAGAUACGAAAUUGCAGUGGAUACUAUAUUUAUAAGUUAAAAACGACUGCGUGCCUAAAUCGCUACUGCGGUGUGAACGACGAAAGUGAAGCGUGUCAAGUAACCGGUGGUUCCUCUAAGUGUCCAUGUCAAGAUGGUUAUGAAGGAGAUCCAUGCAGGGAUAUCGACGAGUGUUCAACGAACACCCACAACUGUAACUCAAAUGCAAAUUGCACCAAUACUGACGGUUCUUUCAAAUGUGUUUGCAAGGAGGGUUACACCGGUGAUGGCAAUUCAUGUAGCGGUAAGACUCACGAAUUUAAUCGGUGGAUAAACUGGGAAAAGUACAGUAAAUAA
This is a messenger RNA of Pocillopora verrucosa, 486 nucleotides long. RefSeq names its product oncoprotein-induced transcript 3 protein-like. Gene Ontology annotation, molecular function: calcium ion binding. The record is from RefSeq and is a predicted model, not a curated record. Lineage: Eukaryota; Metazoa; Cnidaria; Anthozoa; Scleractinia; Pocilloporidae.